GCAGGGCUUUGGGAGUCGGAGGCGAAUAACGUCCUGUCUAAAAGGGAUUUUUUUUUACUUUUAGCAGCCAAUCCCCGCUCUCCGGUCGCGCUGGCACCGCCUUCCCCUUUAAAGCGGCGCUGAGUUGUAGUCGGAGGGCAGAAAGUAGUUGCAGCCGCCGCCGCCGCUAUGUACGGGGCUUUGGUGCUGCUGUGGGCUGUGGCGGGGCUGAGCUCCGGCUACUUCCCGGAGGAGCGCUAUAACCCGGAGUCUCCGCUCAGGCAGCCCACCGUGCUGGUCGCCCUGCUGGCCAGGAACGCCGAGCGGUCCCUGCCCGAGGUCCUGGGAGCCAUCGACCGCCUCAAGUACCCCAAGGACCGCACCUCUCUAUGGGUUGCCACGGAUCACAAUGUGGACAAUACCAGCAGCAUUCUCCGUGAGUGGCUCGUUAACGUGCAGAACCAGUACCACCAUGUGGAGUGGAGGCCGCAGGAGCACCCCAGAUGGUUCCAGGAUGAAGAGGGCCCGAAGCACUGGUCGCAUGCCCGUUACGAGUACAUCAUGAAGCUGCGCCAGGCUGCAUUAACCUCCGCACGGGAAAUGUGGGCAGACUACAUAAUGUUUAUAGAUGCUGACAACCUUCUGACGAAUCCAAACACCUUGAGCUUGAUGAUUGCAGAGAAUAAGACUGUAGUUGCCCCCAUGCUGGAGUCCAGGGCGGCGUACUCUAACUUCUGGUGCGGGAUGACCACUCAGGGUUAUUACCGACGUACCCCAGCCUACAUGCCCAUCCGGCGCAGGGAACGUCGCGGUUGCUUUGCUGUUCCCAUGGUUCACUCUACAUUUCUUAUCGACCUGCGGAAGGAGGCCAGCAAACAUCUAGACUUCUACCCACCACACCCGGACUACACCUGGGCAUUCGAUGACAUCAUAGUCUUUGCAUUCUCAAGUCGGCAAGCUGAGGUCCAGAUGUUCCUUUGCAAUAAAGAAGUAUACGGACAUCUGCCGGUUCCUCUGCGGGCACAUAGCUCUCUGCUGGAUGAGGCUGACAACUUCCUGCAUACCAAGCUAGAGCUAAUGGUGAAGGGACCUCCCUCUGAACCCUCAAGAUUCCUGUCUGUUCCACCAAAAGUCUCAGACAAGAUAUCGAUGGAUGAGAUUUUCCUCAUUAAUUUGAAGCGUCGGCAGGACAGGAGAGACCGCAUGAAGAGGACCCUUUACGAGCUGCAGAUUGACUUCAAAUUGUCUGAUGCUGUGGACGGCCGGGCACUGAAUGACUCUCAGGUGGCUAAACUUGGCAUAACGAUGCUACCAGGGUAUAAGGAUCCUUAUCAUGGGCGUCCGCUGACCCGAGGAGAGAUGGGCUGCUUCCUCAGCCACUACAACAUCUGGAAGGAAAUCUCUGAGCGCUCGCUGGCUGUUUCGGCUGUCUUCGAAGAUGAUCUGAGGUUUGAGAUUUUCUUUAAGAGGCGACUGGAGAACCUGUUGCAGGAUUUGGAGAAGGCAGAACUAGAUUGGGAUCUUAUUUACCUGGGUAGAAAACGGAUGCAGGUGGAUGAGCCUGAAGAACCUGUUCCUGGGGUCCGAAAUCUGGUUGUCUCUGACUACUCCUACUGGACGCUGGCAUACCUCAUCUCUCUGCAGGGGGCUAGAAAGCUGCUCAAUGCUGAACCGCUAAGCAAGAUGCUUCCAGUAGACGAGUUCCUGCCAGUCAUGUAUGACAAGCACCCCAUCUCGGACUACUCCUCUCAGUUCUCUCCACGGAACCUGCGUGGCUUCUCCGUGGAGCCAUUGCUGAUUUACCCUACACAUUACACCGGGGAUGAGGGCUACAUAAGCGAUACCGAGACCUCUGUUCUGUGGGACAAUGUGACGGAAACAACUGACUGGGAUCGGGCUAAAUCCCAAAAGACCCAGCAGCAGAAGAAGCUACGCAGUGAAGCUCUGAACACCCCUUCCCUCCGAUCACCUUUUGACAGUGCCGCCCGGGAGGAGCUAUGACCUUCAUGAUAUCCACGACUUAAGAUGAACCACCCGUUCAACGUGUAGGGAAAUGUCUGAGUCCUGAUGAUGAGGCACGACAGGGCAAGUGGACUUUUUUUAGGUGACCAAAGCAUGGUGUGUGGAACCUAGUAAUGACUACCCUCCUCUUCCAAGUAGAACGCCACAGCUGGGAAGGGUGCCGUCUCUGAGGGAAUCGGUUCUUCUUAACAAAAUGGGAUUAGCUCUGCUCUGGGUUAAUUAAUAAUAAUUAUUUAUAUAUGUACAGAUAAAAUCGCCUCGUAGAAGCCGAGAAACCAACAGCUGAGCUGUUCAAGAGAUCUUUUAGUUUUAGUCAAAGAGCUAAUGGAUUUGGUCACCUCUCGUUGUAAGACCUUUGGUAUCCUCACCCAGCUGCUCGGGUUACGCUGCAACGUAUCCAAGAUGCAUGAGAAGUAAAUCUGCAUGUAUUUUCCAUGAUGCUAAUUUUGAGUGCACCUCGUGGCCGGGUCUCCUUGUGCCUUAGUAAUAUCACUGGUUUUUAAUGGUUUGAUUGGCUGCAUUCCCUUACAUAGUGGAUAUAGUAGUAUCCCUUCAUGACCAUGUUGGUACAUAAUGUGUAAGAUAAUGCAAUUGUAUGAUCUUAAAUACUUCAUCUGGGCAUACCCAAAGCUUCAGGUGGUGGGAUCGGACAAUGAGUGAACAGCAUUGCUAAACCAUGGAUCAUCCCAUUCUGCUUGAGUUGUAGUGAACUUAGUUCAUUCCCCUUUCUCUCAACAACCAUUUUUAUUCUCUGACCUGUUAGUAAGAUACAUGAUGUAAUCUAUGUAUUUCUAUAGAGCCUCAAUGUCGGGCAUAUCGGGAUGAAUAGAGAAGACACUGACUUCCUGUCCUGUGUCAGUUGGAGAACAGAAUGCUGGUCACAUGACACAGCUGAGGAUCAGAAUGGAGGCUAUAACUCACAAAUACAGUCACUAGUAAGAAGAUUACCUUCACUACAUAUUACAUCAUGUACCUUUCUAACAGGUCUGAGAAUAAAAAUAUUUGUUGGAGUGCUACUUUAAUGGAAGCUGGCUGUAGGGUUUUCCACUACUACUUGGGGUAUGCAGGUGAAACUCGAAAAAUUUGAAUAUCGUGCAAAGUUCAUUUAUUUCAGUAAUGUAACUUAAAAGGUGAAACUAGCAUAUGUGAUAGACUCAUUACAUGCAAAGCGAGAUAUUUCAAGCCUUUAUUUGUU
Messenger RNA from Bufo bufo (common toad), 3196 nucleotides. RefSeq names its product collagen beta(1-O)galactosyltransferase 1 (gene COLGALT1). The transcript is spliced from 12 exons. Gene Ontology annotation, molecular function: procollagen galactosyltransferase activity. Bases 169 to 1980 code for a protein of 603 amino acids. NCBI's taxonomy places the organism in Eukaryota, Metazoa, Chordata, Amphibia, Anura, Bufonidae. The record is from RefSeq and is a predicted model, not a curated record.